AUGCCUAUGACAUCUACUAUUUCUCUUCUUAUGGAUGCUAGCGCAUCUGGCUUACUUGGCUAUUGCUUUGGGCCUUGCCUUUGCCUCGCAACCUGCAACUUGCAGCUUGCAUUCUCAUGUAUUAGUGUUGACGGCAACACCGGCAACGUUGGCAAAGAAUCGAAUUUAUGGAUCUUCAAGACCUAUUCUGUUGUAAAUACCGUUCAUGACCACUGGCUGGCUACACUAAUCGGAGGUCCAGGAGAAACCGGCUUCUUCGCCUCGGCUAGAUAUGAUGGCCCCGAGGAUUCGGAGAAGGGCAACAAUUGCAUUGCUUGA
Messenger RNA from Penicillium crustosum, 318 nucleotides. RefSeq lists its product as uncharacterized. The transcript has 2 exons. The record is from RefSeq and is a predicted model, not a curated record. NCBI's taxonomy places the organism in Eukaryota, Fungi, Ascomycota, Eurotiomycetes, Eurotiales, Aspergillaceae. The coding region runs from base 1 to 318 and encodes 105 amino acids.